Molecule: messenger RNA, 1216 nt
Organism: Thamnophis sirtalis
Lineage: Eukaryota; Metazoa; Chordata; Lepidosauria; Squamata; Natricidae
Source: RefSeq, a predicted model, not a curated record
AACUCGCUACUCUGACUCGUCCCUCCAGAGGCUUUGCGGAAAAUUGAGUCCUCCAGCACUUUCGCCUCGCGAUUCCGAAGGAACGGCGGAACUACUCGUCCCGGCAGCCCUUGCGCGUGCGACACCCCUCCCCCCCAUUCUUUCGCCUUGCUUCUCUUCCGAACUUGGCGUGCUGGAGGCCCGGGCGAGCCAUGCCGAAGGUGAAGACGAAGCCGCGCUCUCGACAGCAGCGUGGAGAAGGGAAAGGGAAAGGCCCUGGCAUUAGAUUCAACACUGGACUUGGUCAGCAUAUUUUGAAAAAUCCCCUGAUUGUUAACAGCAUUAUAGAAAAGGUGUGCAGUACUCAUGUUUCAAAGAGAAUUUGCUCUUCGCCUAGUUGCAAAACCAGGCUCUCACCUGUAUUGUAGGCUGUCUGUUAAUACUCAGCUGUUAGCUCGUGUUGAUCAUCUAAUGAAAGUAGGAAAAAAUAAUUUUAAACCACCACCCAAAGUUGAAUCCAGUGUUGUAAGGAUAGAACCAAAGAACCCUCCACCUCCAAUUAACUUUCAGGAGUGGGAUGGUCUACUGAGGAUAGUGUUUGUCAGGAAAAACAAGACACUUGCUGCCAUUUUCAAUUCAAAUGCUGUGAAACAGCUGCUGGAACAGAAUUACAGAAUUCACUGUUCACAAAAUAAUUUGCACAUUCCUGAAAAUUUCAAUAUUGCUGAACUUAUACAUGAAAUCCUAAAAGAUACCGGCUAUUCAGAAAAACGUGCCCGAGUAAUGGAUAUUGAUGAUUUUAUAAGUGUUCUUCAUGGCUUCAACACAAAAGGGAUUCACUUUUCCUGAAGGGAUUACAGGAAAACUGCUGCGAAGAUUGAACUAAUUUAUAUAAAUAAAUGUUAUAGUAGAAUAUAUUCACAGUGAAUGUAAACCAACCAUCAACUGGCUCUUACCAGUUUUUAAGUCUUUUGAUUUUAUUUAGUGAAGAAUGUAUCCAUUUAUAAAUAUUAUUAAAAGCAUCUGGAAAUGCAUCCCAUAGCAUCUAGUAUAAGCAGUAAGUGCUUAUAUUCCAAGCUAAGUAUUGAUAUUGUUACUCAUUAAAAAAAAUUGUGUAACUGAUAUGGAAGUUAGCAAUUUCUCUAAUGCCAAACUUGACAUUCUGUCUUUUUUAAUGCCCAAAUGUUCUUUAUAUUGUGCAUUGCAAUAAUUUUCUAUUAAAGCGAUCCCUUCUGUA